Heterobasidion irregulare TC 32-1 is the source of this 818-nucleotide messenger RNA. RefSeq lists its product as uncharacterized. The transcript is spliced from 2 exons. The record is from RefSeq and is a predicted model, not a curated record. Lineage: Eukaryota; Fungi; Basidiomycota; Agaricomycetes; Russulales; Bondarzewiaceae. Bases 351 to 797 code for a protein of 148 amino acids.
UCCCUGCACCCCUCCCUACCCCGACUGCCCCAUCUGCUUCAACGCGAUCGUCCCUGCCCAGCCGACCUGGUCCUGCUCCCCCACCUUCGUCCUGCAUGACCCCGACACUGCGCCCCCUGCAGGCCACGAGCACGAGCAGGAGCGCGUGAAGUACUGCUGGACGACCUUCCACCUCAAGUGUGUUCGCUUGUGGGCCGCGAAGAGUGUCAAGGACAUCAAGGAAGCCUGGUGCAGACGUAGCGAGAGCGGCAGGAAGGACGACUAGCGCUGCCUGGGAGCUGGUUCAAGCGCGAGUCCAUCCCGCAUUGCUACUGGUGCUUCUGUGGCUCCACCCAGGACCCGAAGCCCCCAUGCCUCUCGACGCCCCACUCAUGCACGAGCCCCUGCUCGCGCUCGCACAUGUGCGGGCAUCCCUACGUGCUUGCGUGCCACCCAGGCCCAUGCCCGCCCUGCCAGGCGACGACGCAGUGCCCAUGCCACUGCGGCAAGUAGACGGUCUCCCUGCGGUGCUCCCGCACAUCUCCCUCCCCUGUGCACCUGUCCUCGACCGCCGACACCGCGCGCGUGGACCUCUCCUGCGGCCGCGCUUGCGAAAAGCGGCUCGCAUGCGGGAACCACAUCUGUGCGGAGCCAUGCCAUCCCGGCACGUGUCCGCCGUGCGCGGUGACCGAGGCGGCGCGGUGCUGGUGCGGGAAAGUGGAGAAGAGGCUUGCAUGCGGGGAGGGAAAGAAGGAGGCGUGCGCUGUAGUACGCGGAGACAGCGGGGAGGAGGAGGAGCAGUGGGUCGGGCCGUUUGAUUGUGGGAAUUCGUACGAUCG